AUGCCUCUUGCUAGACGUGUGCGUAAAAGGGCGGAUUCGACUUCAUCAAUACAGUCGUUCGUUGAUUCUGCUUCUGUGCAGAAAAUGAAUUCUUCAUUGGAGGAACGAUUACUUCAUAAGAUGGAUUCGUUUCUGGCCGAUAUGGAAUCCAAGUUGGAUCACUUGGAAGAGUAUCUUAUGGAACCUUCGGCUUCUAGCAGUUCUAAGGACAAGUUGUUGCCUUCUCCACAGCUUCUUGCUACAUGGAAGAAGGUUAAAUUAGGCAUGGCUAAGAACCAUGAAAAGAGUCUUCAUCCAUUGGUUGAGUUGUUGGAGGAGAAUGAGGAUCCGGUGGACCCGGUGGACCCGGUGGAUGAAGAGUCGGUGGAUUCGGUGGAGGACCCGGUGGAGGACCUCUCUCUUCAGAGACAAACGUCGCAUAGUUCAAUCUUUUCCAACAUAUCGGUCACAUCAGAGAUCAACUACACCAAGAUUAUGGAUCGACUUCGUAGUUUGGAUGCAAAGCUUGAUGAUUUCGAGGGAAAAUACAACGUUCUUCUCAAGAACCCUCAAGAGACUCUUAAGCAGCUCAAAUCUUCUCUCUACAACUACGAAAAGGCUCUGGCGGCCGGAUCUUAUCGUCUGUUACACUUCUAUGAGCUACCAUUCCAAUGGAGAGAGAAUAAGUUCAUAAUAUUUGGCUAUAGAUUCUCAGAGUCUCAUGCUUCUGCUGUUAAAAGUAUUCUUCACUGGCACAACGAGACUUGCAACAUCUGGUCGCAUCUUUUGGGUGCUGCUUUGAUUAUCUACCUUGCUUUGUUUCAUUAUCCCUCAACUCGAGUCUACAAACUUACCACCAUGAGUGACCAUAUCGUUACCUUCAUGUUCUUCGUUGCUGCUAUCAAAUGUAUGCUCUUCUCCGUGAUUUGGCACACUUAUGCCAGUAUUUCCACUCUCCAUUUGCGCCAGAGAUUUGCCUGCUUUGACUAUACUGGUAUUACUGUUCUCAUUAUUGCCUCUGUUAUCACCACUGAACAUAUUGGACUCAAAGAUUACACCUUUCUUCGUCUUGGUUAUGUCAUAUUCUCGUUUCUUACCGGUUCCGCUGGAGUUGUCUUUACCUGGUCUCCUAAAUUUGAUAAACCCGAAUCAAGAAUCAUUAGAAUCGCAUUUUUUGUCAGUCUAGCUGCUCUUGGCGUUACUUCUUUCUUUACCUCCUCUUUCAAACGAAGCUUCGCGUAUUCUUUCGACUUAUACUCUCCCCUCUUUUUCAGCUUCAUGUGGUAUAUCAUUGGAGUGGUGUUCUAUGGUUGCCUCAUUCCAGAACGCUGGAGAUCUGAUGUGGUUAUUGAUGAAUUCAAUAUCUCCGAUGAAACUGUUAUGAAACUCGAUAGAGAGGGUAAACUCCAGGAAUAUUUGGAUAAGAUCCCUCAAAAGACAAAGCAAUAUGGAAAGUUCUUAUCGCUGUGGUGGGUUGACUAUGUACUCAAUUCGCACAACAUUUGGCAUGUCUUUGUUCUCCUGGGUAUCUUGGGUCAUUACUAUGCUACCCUCAAGAUGUUUGAAAAGAUCCUUUAA
Messenger RNA from Brettanomyces nanus, 1557 nucleotides. RefSeq lists its product as uncharacterized. The record is from RefSeq and is a predicted model, not a curated record. Bases 1 to 1557 code for a protein of 518 amino acids. Gene Ontology annotation, molecular function: signaling receptor activity. The transcript has a single exon. Gene Ontology annotation, cellular component: membrane. NCBI's taxonomy places the organism in Eukaryota, Fungi, Ascomycota, Pichiomycetes, Pichiales, Pichiaceae.